This is a messenger RNA of Acanthosepion pharaonis, 477 nucleotides long. The record is from the annotation of a GenBank genome assembly. NCBI's taxonomy places the organism in Eukaryota, Metazoa, Mollusca, Cephalopoda, Sepiida, Sepiidae.
AUGCUGUCUGCUUUCGUGUCCACCGACUCCUCGUCCCUACGAAUGUCACGAGAUCCAGGAUAUCUGAAUCUUGCCUCAUUCCCUAUUAAUAAUAUUGUUGUUGCGCUUGUUGUUGCUGAUGAUAAUAAUACUGUUGUUGCUGUUGUUGUUGUUGACGAUGAUGAUGAUAAUAAUAAUACUUUUCUUGCUCUUGUUGAUGGUGAUGAUAAUAAUAAUACUGUUGUUGCUCUUACUGCUGCUGCUGAUAAUAAUAAUACAGCCGUUUAUCUUGUUGAUUAUGAUGAUAAUAAUAAUACUGUUGUUGCUCUUGUUGUUGUUGAUGAUGAUGAUACUGUUGUUGCUCUUGUUGUUGAUGAUGAUGAUAAUAAUAAUAAUUUUGUUGCUCUUGUUGUUGAUGAUGACAAUAAUUAUUAUCAUCACCAUCAACAAGAGACACAACAGUAUUAUUAUUAUCAUCAACAACAACAACAAUCUUAA